Belonocnema kinseyi is the source of this 6326-nucleotide messenger RNA. Its product is annotated as homeobox protein AKR-like. The coding region runs from base 628 to 1743 and encodes 371 amino acids. The record is from RefSeq and is a predicted model, not a curated record. Gene Ontology annotation, molecular function: RNA polymerase II cis-regulatory region sequence-specific DNA binding; DNA-binding transcription factor activity, RNA polymerase II-specific. NCBI's taxonomy places the organism in Eukaryota, Metazoa, Arthropoda, Insecta, Hymenoptera, Cynipidae. Gene Ontology annotation, biological process: regulation of transcription by RNA polymerase II. The transcript is spliced from 5 exons.
CCGGCGUUGCUGUUCUCGGUGCGUUCUCAGAUCAGUCUCGCUCUGGCCUCCGUCUUGUGUUCUUACGAAAACGUGCUCUCUAUUCAACAACCCUGGAGUUCGUCUCGAACAUCCCCAAAGUUUGUCCACUCAAACUGGUGACCAGGAACCUGACUGGUCAAAUGCAGUCGCGCCGAAAGUUCCGGGUAACGUCGCCCUUGCCGACGUCUUCGCAAAUCUCCACGCGGUUGUCAUCUUGGAAAAAGAAGAAACUCGGUAGCUGUCACAUGUUGGCUGAAUUUUCUUGAAAGAGUUCUGUGAUCCGAGGAUUAUGAAUUCUUCUACAAGUGCGCGAGUGCUGGGAUUCGAGAAGUGUCAGUUGUCAGUGUUGAAGUGUUGUUGAGAAAUCCAGAAUUGACAAUUGUUGGGUAACACCUUAGUCCUAAACAGCCAGCCUUAAGAAUUGACAAUCUUUGGUAACCCUUAGCUGAUCAUUGGGAGACUUUAAAAACCACUCGGAGAAUUGUUGAGUGACAGUCAACUGGAAUCAUAGUGUUUGUCAUCCCAGCCAUCUUGAACACUCCAAAGUUCAAGAGAGGAAUAUCCAGAAGAAGAAAUCAAUCAUCGAGUGAAAUUAAACCAGCUACGAUGCAUCUGGAGGAAAGUGUGAACGACGAAAGGGCAGGUACGAUGCAGCCAAAUGACUACCAUCAUCAUCAUUCCUCUUAUCGUCCCAAUCAUCAUCAUCCUCGCCAUCGUCCGAUGGAACACCGAAGUUUGCAAAUCGGAGAACCCAGAUUCCCUAGGCACGGGUCGGCGAUGCUCUCGCCAGCGAGGGAGCGCUUUCCGUCGUCGAGUAGUACUGAUGACGAUCAAAGCGGAUCCGACGCAGAUCAAGAUUCCUCGGCGAUCCGUGGCAAAGGCCAUUCUGGAAUUUUGCACCAUUCAGGAACGCAUUCUGUGCGAAAACGCAGGGGAAAUUUACCCAAACACUCUGUUAAAAUCCUGAAAAGAUGGCUUUAUGAUCAUAGAUAUAAUGCCUACCCCAGUGAUAGUGAGAAACUGACCCUUAGUCAGGAAGCUAACCUCACUGUAUUGCAGGUGUGCAAUUGGUUUAUAAACGCCAGGAGACGCAUUCUGCCGGAGAUGAUUCGAAGAGAAGGUCAUGAUCCUCUUCAGUACACAAUAUCUAGACGGGGCAAGAAAAUGCCUGGAGGAAGCCAUCCUCAGGGAUCGAGCCUUAGUCCGACCGAAACUCCCGAAUGGGAUCCACUCGCUGGGAUGAGUGCUCCCAAAAGGAAAAGGGAUGAAUAUGAAGAUGGAGCCGGUCUCAUGUAUCGAAGCGAAGAAGAUAGUCCAAAUGACUAUGAAAGCAGUUCCCACAGCGAAGAGGAACGAUCAGCAUCACAAUGGCCGAGUGUAAUUGUCUAUCCAUAUUCAGAAACCAAAGUAGAGCAGAAUAAUCAACCGAUUUACGCUGAAACAAUUGCCCAUCCUGCCCGCCGAGGGGAUGAGGACGAAUCGACUGUGAGCGAGGCCGCCUACUGGAGUGCUCCUAGACAGCAUCUCGCAGCGACCCCGGACGUACAGCAGGAGACCGAGGUCUAUAGCACGCCCGAUUCCUGUAGUUCUCACAGCGACGAAACGCCGCCUCCGACGCCUCCCGAGGAAGACAAGGACAAGUUCAAGUGUCUCUAUCUUCUCGUUGAGGCCGCGGUCGCUAUCCGGCAGCAAGAGAAGGAGCGCGAGGGAACUGUGGUUUAACGAUCGCGGUUCGAUAUUCGAUAUACACUCGAAACAAUCCCUCUAAACUCGAGCAGGAGCGACGAAUGAAUACCAAAAAUUCUCAACUACUCUCGCAGCGCGCAACGCUUCUUCGCGCUUAUUUUUUCCCACCGCCGCCGCCGCCGCCGCAUUUUUGUCGCUAAACCACUCGCCGCUCCAUCGCUCGCGUGCCGAGGACUCUUUCCUAGAAAACUUUUAAGACACGAACGCAUCAAAGCAAAAUGCGAGAGAGAGAGAGAGAGUGUGUCCGUGGAAACGAGUAGUCGUUUCCCGUCGAGUCCCGAUCGCAGUUUUCAAAUGAAAGCUUCGAUCGCGAUGCGAUGUACUGUGAUUAUUUUACGCAUCAGUCUACCCGCUAUUAUUAUUAUUAUUAUUAAUUGUUUUUCGUUACGCGCAGCCACUACCUUGACGCGAAUUUGCGCAUUUCAUCCUGCUCGAGGAAGCGAAAUCGUAUUCGUCAAGCUGUCGUCGCCAGGAUCAUAACUAGGAACUGCUCGAUGUGCCGAGAAGAAGUCCAUUUAUUUAAAUCAACUACUAGUAGCCAAACCCUGCCAAACCUGUGCAGAACUCAUGCUGAAAUUUCUCUCGCAAGUUUUUGUACAAAUUUUCGUACAAAUUUUUGUAUUUGACACGUCCGAAUAAUAAUUAUUGUGAAAGAAUAUAGGCAUUCUGAUUCUAAUUCUAAUUGUAGUUAAUUGUGUACGCCUCAGGCGUGCUGAUACAAUGUGGAAACCAUUUUUUUUCUUUCUCGAUAUUUGAGAUAUCGAUAUUUCGAUAUAUCGAUAUAUUGACGAUAUCACAUCACUGAGUCCGGUAGCGAUCACAAAUGUGCCUUUGCGACAGUCAAUUAUGAACAACUUUAAUCUUAAGCGAUUUCGAGUCUCUGAUUUGUUUGAUUCGAGGAUUUUUAUAAGGUGCAACGAGCAUUCUCCUAAAUUAACGCGACUUUUGUUGUGGACUCUCGCUGCUGGCGUGAAAUCUUGCCCAGUUUUACUCGAGCUUCGUUUCUGUUUUGCCUCGUAAGUUUGGUGGUUUUCCUUUUCCUUGGUCUUCCGCCGCAGAGCAAUUCUUCCCUCUUUGGUGGUUAAGGGAUUCUCACAUUUGCCGUGAAGCAUUUAAAUGAAUGAAAAACCAGAUAAUAAUGUUGUCCGUUGUAUAGCAAAAGAUUUAUAUCGUAAAAUGAUCGGUACAAACGCCAAAGACUUACUUAAUUAUUAAUAACCCUUGAUCUAAGGUCGACAUUAAAUUAGUAUAAGAGUGAAAGAUUAAAAGGAAAAACGAUGAAUAAGAGUGUCUGUCUUUUACGUGUGAUUGGUCCCGUUUUUUACAUAAUAAUAAUAAUAGUAAAAAUAAUAAUAAUACGCAACGAUUGACAAGAAUACCAACUGCGCGGAAUUUCAUUCAGCAAAGUUCAUCGAAUGUACAAAUUGAAAACUUAUUUUAGUAUACAGCUUGAUCUUAGAAUUAAAUUCGUAGUUUAUAAGGUAGAGUUUUCUUUUAUGAUGAUAUAGUUCGUGUGUGUGUGACAUAUUCCUGAUGGAUCGAGUCGCAGAUCUUUUCAAGCAACAAAAGAAAUGAAGCGGUAAGGAGAGAAAAUUAAGGAUAGAGAAAUAAAUACCGAAGCUCGUAACCCCAUGAUCUCAAAUUGUCAAUAACUCAGUCCAAAAUCACUUCUGCCCGGGAAAAAUCUACUGAAUACUGGAAAAACCAAUUCGAGCUUCGGUUAACAAAUUGGAAGAAAACUCCACAGAUUCCAAACUUCACGUGAGUCACUAUUUUUUUUUUUUAAAUAUUUGACGCGGAACACUUAAAUUAUGGAGUUGAAGAUCAAAGUCGAGAACCGGUGCAAAGAAUAUAUUACUCCUACCUAUUUUCAAUUUGAUUUUUAAUUUCCCUAAUUUUUAUACGAGUAUUAUAAAAACUUUCAGCUUUAUAAAAAUAAUUGUUUAUGAAAACAAUCAGUUUUGGGGAAAACAUUACCAAAAGGGGUUUAAAGGCUUUCAAAACUAUUUUUCGAAAAUUUUACUUUUGAUUACCCUUCUCGUCUAGAAAUAUCUAUGACAAAAAUAUAGAGGACUUCUUCCUGUCGGUUCUUGAGGAGAGUAAAGUUUCUCAUCGAAAAGAGCUACGUUCUUCCACUGAAGCGAGCGCACUCUGUAAAUAGUAAAAGAGCGAUAUAUCUUGGCUGAGAAACAGUGAACGUUCGUAGAAGUUAAAUUUUUUUUUUCGCGAGUGCAGAAUAUUUUCUUAUAGCAAGGUGUCGCUGGUAAUGUUAGGCUGUUGAUUAUUGGCUGAGAAUUUAAAACAACACUGUUAACUAUUGGUAAUAUCGUAACCUGUUAAGAUAGAGUGCUCUUUAUUAGAAUUAUUGUACAUAGAAAGGAGAAAGAGCAACGAAUCGAGAUAUCGAAGUUGAUCGAUUUGAGCUAUUUAUCACGAAGAACUCGGUAUUUACCAACAAAUUUUUUAAUCGAGAUAUUUCGAUAUAAAAAUUUGUGUAUCAAGAAUAUCGAGAUUUAUCGAUAUCGGUAUGAAGAUCGAGAUACGAAGUUACCUAAAAAAAAUGAAAAAAAGAGUUGGAAAGCUGGAGAAGAAUUUUAAGUCUUCUUGAAAUCAACCAGUUCUCACUGCCACAUUAAGCUCCGAAGUGUUUUUUUGUUUAUAAAAACGCCACAGGUCUUGUACAUUUUUAAAAAGCAGCAGGGUUGCCGGCUUCUAUAUUACUUUACUAUUACUCCCUUUUUGUACGAUAAAUCGACAAACACUGUAUAUAUUGGUAAUGUGCCAGAAAUUAGAGUAAAGCGUGCCCGAUCGCACCUAGAGUCGCUAAAAUGUCGAUACUUACGAUAUCCAAUAUAUUGGGCAUCAAAAUAUCAAUAUUGGUGUAAAAGAAAAUCGAUAUUUUUUUAUAUCGAUAUUACAUCACUAUUGCAGGAAUAUCGUUUAUCAAUAUCAGUAGAGAAGAACAGACCUUUGCUAAAAAGUAGAUCACAAUGGGUGCCUUCUCAAAGAUAGAAAACAAAAAAAAAACAAAAACUACUUCUCGUAGUUUCUUAAACUCCCGACUGCUUCCCGACCACCGGGAAGUCUCCCCAGUAAAUUUUACUAUUGUCAUUGUAAUAAUAAUACAGGUUUCAUGCUCAAAAGGGAACCAGUCGCGAGCCUAGGUUUAGGUCUCGAUCGAUAAACGAGCACGCAUUUUUAUAUGUUUAUUGUAAUUAAUAGAUUGAUAAUCUCAGGGUCGAUUUUAUUAUUUGUUUUCGAUAUUAAGAAAAGAAAAUUAUUAUAAUGGUGUAUUUUGAAGAAAAUCAUGCGAUGUUUUAUUUAUAUGAUAAAUACGUCUAAUUGCUCAAAAUGCGUGCUCGUUUCGAGAAAAAUUGUACGUAAGAACGUCAAUGCUCUUCUCAACACCGAUUUUUUUUUUAACUGGUUUUUUUUGUAACCAAAUUAAUACAAUAUGAUGAAGCACAAUCUCGAUUUAAUGGAACAAGCAAGAAAUUAUUUUUGUAAAGGAGCGAUUUUGAAAUUUGAAUAAGCAUUUUUGAAACGACGAUCCAGAAUUUCGGGAAGGAAUCUUUCCUUCGAUUCACCUUGUGAUGAACAAACUGCGAUACGAAAACUUUAGAUUUCCAUUAGAGUUUACAGAUUAUUAUUAUAUUGUUGAUUACCCUGUUAUGAUUUCGAAGGAAAGAGGAAUUUUUUUUAUUCACUCCAAUCGUCGCCCAAGGCACUUUUUUUUAUUUUAAUUAUGCAAAGUAAUUAAAAUUGUAAACGAAAAAACGAUGUGUUACGUUAAUGCGAAAUAUAUAUAUAUAUAUAUAUUUUUUUUUUCCCAUGAAGAUUCUGCGCUCAGAUUGUUUCUUUCGUUUAGUACUUAAUUCAAUUACAGUUUUAUUUUUUAUUAAGCGAAUAAAUUGAAGUGUUGAGACAAGGUUUCCUGUUUUUUUCUUCGUGAAGACGAAAUUUUGUUUUUCCAUUUCUAGAAAGUUUGUAUUUCUAUUUUCUUAGUUGGUAAGUUUUGGAUAAGGGAGACGUGUACAUAGAGAUUUGAAAUUUUGCUCCUGCUACGGUUGAUUAGCCCAUAAUUCUGAUAAAUGUAUCGUUAGUUUACUGGUUAAGUAUUUGUAAGUUGAGAAACAUGUACAGGUGCCAUAAAAAGAUAACAUACGAUCUUAUGUUAAUGCCUACUAUUAGUUGAUGCGUUAAAGACUCAUUCUUUCGGUAAUAGUACACAUUUUGUUUUUUUCUUUUUUUUUCUCUCAAUUUGUACACGAUUUGUUGUAACGAAUCAGCGAAUUCUGACUCAAUGGCGAGAGCAUAUUCUAGAAAUUGUCGCGUUCUUUUGCUGCUAAGUUGGAUGUGAGUUUCAUUUCGCGUUAAAAAUGUAUGAACAUUCAACUCGAGGUGCGAAUUUGUUAGCGGAUUUUAUCAACUUAACGGUACGUGUGUCAUUGCGUCAGGAGUUCGCUGGCAUUAACCAUAAAUUAGGAUUAAUCGUAUUGUAUUAAACUAUUAUUCGAUUCGCAGAUUUACAAUAAAAGUAUGUUGUGAAUUUUAUAUAA